AUGGAGAAAUAUAAAGAUCACUGUAAUGGAAUAACUACGUUAAAUGGAACUUACAAAGGGGUCAGUAAUCUGUGUAUGAAGCUUGCAAGAAAUUUAACAAAUGUGUCUAAAUUAGAGAAUAAAGAAAAGCGUAGUACCGGAUGUUCCUAUUUUGUUUACUGGGUUUAUGAGCAAUUAAAUAAAUUGUAUAGCAUUAAAUCUAAUUAUAGUUAUACAAAUCCUGCUAUGAAGGAACUCUAUAAGGUGGUGAACCGUAUUAAUAUGAAAGAAUUUAAGGAUAAAGGUUGUUAUGUUUAUUUUGAUUAUACUCUAGAUGAAUGGAACGAAUGGAAGCUUUUGCAUGAUUAUUUUAGGAAUUAUGAAUGCACUAUUGAUAGCAAAAAAGAUACUAAUUUGGAUACGUGCAAAAUAAAAUGUGAAAAUCUCAAUAAAAUUAAUGAGCUAUAUGCAAAAUACCUAGGUAAGUGCUGUACUUAUUUCAGUAAUGGUGAAUAUUCGAACGAAUGUCCUGAGUUCUUUAAAUGCGAUGAUAAGUAUAAUCCGUAUGAACUCUACGUACAUUUAUCAUGUGACCCUGAAGAUAUCCGUAAAAACUUUAUAAAAGUAGAGAAACCUGAAUUCAUUGAUUAUUAUGCUAAAGAUAUAACAGAGAAAUCGAAGGAACAAAGUUUAUUAAACAGAAGUAGUGUUACCCAUUCUGAGACCCCCAUGAUUGCAGAUGAUACGCCAAUAUUUGACCUUUUCUACACUUUUGUAUUGGCUGCUUUUGGCCUAUUGGGAGCGUCCCUGUUUUUUUUCGUUUUUUACAAAUUCACUCCACUAGGAUCCAGGAUGCAAGGAAAUCGAAGGCAUGUGCGUAUAAAUCAUUAUGAAGAAUUUGAACAGGAAAUGUUAGAUCAGAGAUUACGGUCGAGAAAUGUAAAUCCCCAGAAUAGGCGGGCACGUAUAGCUUACCAACCUGGAUGA
Messenger RNA from Plasmodium vivax (malaria parasite P. vivax), 966 nucleotides. RefSeq names its product variable surface protein Vir24-related. The coding region runs from base 1 to 966 and encodes 321 amino acids. NCBI's taxonomy places the organism in Eukaryota, Apicomplexa, Aconoidasida, Haemosporida, Plasmodiidae. The record is from RefSeq and is a predicted model, not a curated record. The transcript is spliced from 2 exons.